Messenger RNA from Pristis pectinata (smalltooth sawfish), 4336 nucleotides. RefSeq names its product lipin 2 (gene lpin2). Gene Ontology annotation, biological process: triglyceride biosynthetic process; cellular response to insulin stimulus; positive regulation of transcription by RNA polymerase II. Gene Ontology annotation, molecular function: transcription coactivator activity; phosphatidate phosphatase activity. The transcript is spliced from 20 exons. Gene Ontology annotation, cellular component: nucleus; endoplasmic reticulum membrane; cytosol. NCBI's taxonomy places the organism in Eukaryota, Metazoa, Chordata, Chondrichthyes, Rhinopristiformes, Pristidae. The record is from RefSeq and is a predicted model, not a curated record. Bases 95 to 2860 code for a protein of 921 amino acids.
UUGACUACAUCUUCCUGUAAGCGCACACUAUUGGGAAAACUGCUACAAUGGACUGGAGUUUGUAAAAGAUUUUGGAUGAGCAAAACUCUUUAAAAUGUACUUGUACAAAGAGGACUUUGAUUCCUUGGGUGAAAGUGAAGAUAACACUUUUCGAAAAUCUUGGCUCUGGUCGCAAACCAUGAACUAUGUUGGACAGUUGCUGGUAACGGUCAAGGAACUAUACAAGGGAUUAAAUCCUGCAACACUCUCUGGGUGCAUCGAUGUCAUCGUGGUUCAACAGCAGGAUGGCACUUACCAGUGCUCACCGUUUCAUGUUCGGUUUGGAAAGCUUGGGGUACUUCGUUCAAAAGAAAAUGUGAUCGAUAUCGAAAUUAAUGGGGAUCCAGUUGAUCUGCAUAUGAAGUUGGGUGACAAUGGAGAAGCAUUCUUUGUACAAGAGACGGAGAUAGAAAAUGAAGAAGUUCCUCCACACUUAGCCACCUCUCCCAUCCAUACGGAAGAAGGACAGUUCUUCAAGGAUAUGAACUUGGAGAAAUCUGGAGCUGAUCUGAGAGAGGGACAGAACUUGGAGAAUGUUGUCCAGGAAACGGGCCCAGAGACUGCGGUGUGCUCAGGCUCAGGGAAGAAGAAAAAGCGACGCAAGAAAAAAUUUAAACCAGAUGGCAAAAAGGAAGAGCGCACUUCAGGUGGAAGUGAAGACAUAUUUGAAAUGGACACGAGUUCUGAGGAAGACAAACCAGUGCCCUCUUCCAGGGGAUUGAUGUAUUCUUCUUUGAAGGAAAAUGAUUUAAAAGAAUCUACAGCUUUUCGCCAUGAGGUCAGUUACCCACAUUCUGAUGGUGACUGGUCUCCAAUUGAGAGCAUGUCCUUUUCCCAGGCUGUUUCCCCUAAAAGCGAUUCUGAAUUAAUGGUGAAACCAACUGACAUGCUGAUGUCUGAGCCCCACAUGCAGUGGUCAUGGGGAGAAUUUCCAGAAUCAACGAGGGUGAAUAAAAUGGAGAAACUGGAACAACCAAGAGCCUUUACCAUUACACCAUCUGAAAACACUCACUUCAGGGUUAUCCUCAGUUCUGCUGCCAUGGAUGUGGAUGUCACUGAUGGGGAAAGCACAACUCAUACUUUACUAAAAUCUGAGCCUAGAUCACAUGUGAACAUUAGCCAGACAAUCGCUGACAGCACAGUUCCAUCCUCAAAGGAAAUUCCCGUUGAAGCACUUUCACAAUCUCCACCCCCACAGAGCAUCCCAGCAACUAAAACUCCUGUAGUAUCUCAAAUGGACAGCUUUCCUACAGACUGUGGAAUGCAGUCUCCUGUUAUUGCAAAAUUAGAUUCUCCAUCAAAGAAAAAAGGUCUCCAUAAACGAAGUCAGCACCAAGGACCUGAAGACAUCUAUUUGGAUGAUCUGCCUGUGCUGGAACCAGAGGUUGCUGCUCGCUAUUUUCCUAAAAGUGAGUUUGACAGCAGUUCUAAACGAUGGACUGAAUCAGAUAUGCAAUCUGGUUCUCAGUCGCCACAGUCAGUAGAAAGUGCGGCAAUGGAUAGUGGCACCGAAUGCCUCUAUGAUUCACCCUCUGACUUACCAGAUCUUGUGUUCUCGCUCUGUGGGGGCCUAAGUGAAAAUACUGAGAUUUCCAUAGAGAAAUUUUUGCAACAUGUUGUUACAUAUCAUGAAUUUGCUGAAAAUCCUGGAAUUAUAGAUGAUCCUAAUCUUGUUCUAAGAAUUAAUAACAGGUACUACAACUGGACAUUGGCUGCUCCCAUGAUUCUCAGCAUGCAGGCUUUCCAAAAGUGUCUACCCAAGGAAACAAUUGAUGACUGGGUGAAAGUGAAGAUGCCAAAGAAGUCUGGCAGGUGGUGGUUCUGGCGUAAGAGGGAUAGUACUGUCAAACAGCCUGAAACAAAACAAGAAAAACUGAAUGAAACCAACAAAAUCGAUCAAAGCCAAAACACUGCCACCAGCAGAUCCAAGGAGGAAGAUUCUUCUAGUGAUGAAGACUCAACCCAACUAAAUGAACCAACAGCAAAUGAUCCAAAACAUUCUGAGAACACCAAUCAGGGAUACUCUGUCUUUUACAAGAAGUCUCUGAGGUUAUCCUCGGAACAAAUUGCAAGUCUGAAACUGAAAGAGGGGCCAAAUGAUGCAGUCUUUAGUAUUACAACACAGUAUCAAGGCACCUGUCGCUGUGAAGGAACAAUAUACCUCUGGAAUUGGAAUGAUAAAGUCAUCAUAUCUGAUAUUGAUGGAACAAUAACCAAAUCUGAUGCUUUGGGGCAGAUCCUUCCGCAGUUGGGCAAGGACUGGACCCAUCCAGGGAUCGCAAAACUUUAUCAUAAGAUACAUGAGAAUGGCUAUAAAUUUCUUUACUGUUCGGCACGUGCCAUUGGUAUGGCAGACAUGACAAGAGGGUAUUUGCACUGGGUUAACGAUAAAGGAACAAUCCUUCCUAGAGGACCCUUAUUGCUGGCUCCUAGCAGUCUUUUUUCAGCACUUCAUAGGGAGGUAAUAGAGAAGAAACCAGAAAAAUUUAAGAUAGAAUGUUUGAAUGACAUCAAAAGUCUGUUUAAUGUUUGCAACCAGCCUUUCUAUGCUGCUUUUGGGAACCGACCUAACGAUGUCUAUGCCUACAAGCAAGUAGGAGUCCCAGACUACAGAAUCUUUACAGUUAAUCCUAAAGGUGAACUAAUACAGGAGCAAACUAGGGGUAAUAAAUCUUCGUAUAUUAGAUUGAGUGAGCUUGUUGAACAUGUCUUCCCUUUGCUCAGUCAAGAACAGUGUUCUGCUUUUAUUUAUCCAGAAUACAGUUACUUCAACUAUUGGCGAGAUGUGCUGCCAAGUAUCAGUAUGGAAGAACUUAAUUAGGUAUUGGUAUUCAUUGAACUCUUGUCAAAGAAAUUCCAAGUACUGUUUAUACUUUACAAGAAAUCUGAUUCGGGUACAGAUUAAUGAAGAUUUUUAUUUUGUGUACUGAUUUCAAUUGUUGUAGAAGCAUGAUAACACAGUUAAUACCAGCACAAUUCUCAGGAAUAUAGCCCAGUGUUCAUUUUACCAAUUGGUUGCAGCAGAAGGAAAACCAUGAUUUUAGUCAUGAGCUGUGUCUUUAUACAAAAGCAUUGCAUAUACUGUUAGUACUCUACUCUCAUCCUUCCAGUUGCUACUUCUAGUAACUUUUUAAACAAAACAGCUUUGUUUAGAGUAGAGACAAUGCAGUAUAUUGAAAGUGACAAUAUUUUUAAUACCAGGAAAAUGGGCUUGAUCUGUUGAAUAUAAUGGAAUCUAACAAUAACUAAAAUGUCCAAUUACAGUUUGUAGCAAUGAUCUGAAUCAUGUUGCAAAACCUCAUGCUAUUUGGUGCUGCUUCACCUGUAGUGUAAAUGAAUGCCAAUUUUGUAUGUGUUUUCAAUUGUAAAAAAAAAUCAUGAAACAAAUUGCACUUUCAUUCUAUAAAAUCAGAUGUGUACCUGAUCACUCAAAUGGAAGAGAAAAAGUCUGCAUGUAACCUGACACUCAUUACAACCAUUGACUAUUUUUGUGUAGGCAGGCUACUUGUAACUUUUAUGUAUUUUAUAACCUAUUGCCAUAUACAUUAUCUAUUCUCUCAUGAAUGCCUUCAAUUGGUAAAAUAAUGUUUGUCAGCCUUGUUAGAGUAGAAAAGGAAGUGUUUUACAUUGAGGCAUUUCACAUUACAGCAAGGGAUUCUUUCUAUGAAAGAUGUAGAUUAGUGUGUUAUGAAAACACAUGAAAAGAUAAUUAUCUUUAAAGUGCUUAAAUUGGAUAUAUUAUACUGGUGAAAGAUAAAUAAUCAUAUUUCUUAGAUUAACUGUUCUUCACUUUAAACUAUCUCUGCCAGAAAUGUUUCAUUUUUCCAAAGAGCAAGAAAUUAUGAAUUGUUUUAAUCACCCGUCCUGCACAAAUUCUAGGGGGGCCACCUUAUAAUCAGUUAUAAUCCUGGUAAAAGGUUUACAGAAUGUUCUCACACCUGUACACAUUGUGUUCAUUUACUAGCCUCAUCAAAUUUAGUUUAAAAACUACGGAAAUUAUACACAGUAACAUUUUGUGUUGAUCAUUUGAUAUGUUUCUGAUCAUAAAUAGUAUUUGCACACAUUAUCAUGAGAAAGUUUAAUACAUGGAAACUUGGUUUAUGUAUGCUGAUUUCUGAUGACCACAGCACAGUUGCUUUGUCCAGCUUGAAUUUCAGUGAUUGUAUUAGUAAAUGUAUCAGUAUUAUAUGGCAGAAUGUGUACCAUUAUACCCAUGUUUAACACAAUCUUGCUGAGACAUUUAUUAUUGAGUCAUGGAAUAAAUAUAACAUGAGAAACCUUGUAUUUCUGUGUGAUC